This is a messenger RNA of Spirometra erinaceieuropaei, 720 nucleotides long. The record is from the annotation of a GenBank genome assembly. NCBI's taxonomy places the organism in Eukaryota, Metazoa, Platyhelminthes, Cestoda, Diphyllobothriidea, Diphyllobothriidae.
AUGAGCAAAGCCACCGAGCCUGCAGAGACGGCUUUUUCGACGACCCAUCUUCUGACUCAACUCGCCCCAGAAUCUCUGAAGGGCGAAGCCGAAGGCCAGGAGACGGCUGACGGGCACUGCGGUGGAGAUCGGCUCACCAUCGAAAUUCUGCAUCCCUCAAGGAAGUUAGUCCCAGGGGGGGCCUCCGAAACGGUGAUAUCUUCAAUAUCCUCACUAAAAGUUGAGACUCCAAUUCAUUUGGAGGCAAACCGAGGUGCAACCCUCGGAGAAGUUACAAGGAUUAAGAGAGAUAACGCGGCAGAGAGGCUGAAAGCCUGCCUAUUACAAUUAGAUAAUGUUGAAGAGAUUUUGCAAGAGGCGCCUACUUUACCAGAAACGGAAAGGCAGAAAUGUGGAGGGGAUGUCGACGUACAGAAGACGCGCAUCACCUGUGCGUCAGCCGAGGUCCUCGAAAGAACAUCAUGUCUCCUGUAUAAACCGCUGGUAGAUCAAAUGGAGAAGUCUGUUCCGGAACAUGCCACAUUGGGAGAGAUGGAUCGAGUUAUUGAAAAGAUUGCCGAAGACGUAACUUUAAUGGGAAUCGAGGAACUGUCUCAGCCUGGCCUCGAUGCACUAGUGAUGGAGGAUAUGCUUGACGAGUACCUCAGAAAAAACAAUGCAGCACUAGAAUUUACUGCCGCCAAGCAUCUUUGUGCCCUGAACGAGAAUUCUAAUAGCUGA